UUCAUGAAAACAACUUUCCUUGUUGUUGAAAAGUGAAAAACCCAUAAAAAGAAAAAAAAAAAAAAGGAAAUCAAAAAAUGGGGUUAAGAGACAUCGGAGCCACACUGCCUCCUGGGUUUAGAUUUUACCCAAGUGAUGAAGAGCUAAUCUGCCAUUAUCUGUACAACAAAAUUGCUAACCAAAAUGUUUCUAAGGCCACUCUUGUCGAAGUCGACCUUCACACCUGCGAGCCAUGGCAACUUCCCGAGGUGGCAAAGCUGAAUUCGAGCGAGUGGUACUUCUUCAGCUUCCGUGAUCGGAAAUAUGCGACGGGUUUCCGUACCAACAGAGCCACCACUUCCGGCUACUGGAAAGCCACCGGCAAAGAUCGGACGGUGAUUGAUCCCACAACUCGAGCAAUCGUAGGGAUGAGAAAAACUUUAGUGUUUUACAAGAAUAGAGCCCCAAAUGGCAUCAAAACUGGCUGGAUCAUGCAUGAAUUUCGCCUGGAAAAUCCUCAUAUUCCCCCCAAGGAAGAUUGGGUACUAUGCAGAGUGUUCCACAAAUCCAAAACUGAGACCAACAACGAAAACAACAUCACGUACGACGACAUCGCAAGUGGCAACUUGGAGGUUUGUUUGCCGUCCACCGCCGCCUACCGUCCGGUGGCGGCGGCGUACUCUCACUCCCACAGUCCACCCAACCAAACCCAAACCUCAACCACUGCUAACUUCUUCACCGGCGCGCCGGCAGAUCAACGGGGAUUUCCCCAAUCCUCGCGCCACAACACCAACGUUGCUCCCUCGUCUAACGAUUACGAGUUCUUGUUCGACGACAUGAAUUUCGAGGAUCAUCCAAGCAUGCAAGACGGGGGAGUUCAUUCCAGCAUUGAGGAUAUGCGGUUUGAUGAUGAAAAUGGGUUGGCUUUCAUUUGAUCCCAUUAUUAUUUAUUUAGGUCAUUAUGCAGAAAACUAAAAGGGGGAAAAAAAUAGUUGAAUUAAUUAUUUACUAAAUUGUGAUAUAUCAAUCGUGUUGUGUAGUGUUUGGAAAUUGUGUUUGAUUGCUUUUUUUUUUUUCUCUUCAGUGGUAGGGUUAUGUUUCUUCAAUGGUAGGGUUAUGUUAUUCAAAUUAAAUGGUAGGAAUAUUGUGUGUACAUAAUUAUUUCUAUUUUUAUUUAGUCUGGAUUUGGUGUAAACUGGCAGUCAUAAUGGUAUUCUUUCCUCUA
Messenger RNA from Ipomoea triloba (trilobed morning glory), 1204 nucleotides. Its product is annotated as protein CUP-SHAPED COTYLEDON 3-like. The transcript is spliced from 3 exons. NCBI's taxonomy places the organism in Eukaryota, Viridiplantae, Streptophyta, Magnoliopsida, Solanales, Convolvulaceae. Gene Ontology annotation, molecular function: DNA binding. The record is from RefSeq and is a predicted model, not a curated record. Gene Ontology annotation, biological process: regulation of DNA-templated transcription. The coding region runs from base 78 to 914 and encodes 278 amino acids.